GUCAUUGCCGUUGCUGUCAUGUUUGUAAACAAGGUUACUUUUGGCUUUUUGGCCUUGCUGCUGGUUUUCUCAGCUGAGGGAAAGCCUAUUGUUGAGGACAAGUCUCAGCUGUCUGUGUCUGAACUGCUACACAGAGCCAACAGAGGCAUCGUUCCUCAACCCGAUGAGCCCAAGCUAAUGGAUGACAUUGCUAUUAAUGAGAAAAAUGCUGAUCCAUGCACCACCUAUGGCUGCCUCUGGCCCAAAUACAGCGAUGGAAAUGUUUAUAUACCUUACGUCAUUGCCAACAGCUACUCCCCAUAUGAGGUGGAUAUCAUUCAGCGUGGUCUGGACUCCUUCUCCUACAGCACCUGCAUCCGCUUCUUCCCCCGGAGCACCGAGAGAGACUAUAUCAGCAUUGAGUCUCGCAGUGGAUGCUACUCAUACGUUGGUCGUCAGGGUUAUGCCCAGACCGUGUCUCUAGAACGUGGUGGCUGCACUUACCACAACAUUGUGCAGCAUGAACUUAUCCACGCUCUUGGCUUCAACCAUGAACAGACCCGUAGUGACCGUGACAAUCACAUCCAAGUCGUCUGGGAGAACAUCAUUGAAGACAUGAAGUACAACUUCAACAAAAUUGACACCCUAAACCAGGGAACUCCCUACGACUACAGCUCUGUGAUGCAGUAUGAGAGAUACGCAUUCUCCAAGAAUGGACUCCCCACUAUGAUUCCCAUUCCUGACAAUAAUGCAGAGCUGGGCACAUCUACUGAGAUGAGCCAGAAUGACAUCAUCAGAAUCAACAGGCUCUACCAGUGCUCUUAAAAAUAAAUAAGGAGCAGCUGUCCUUUAGGAGCAGUGGAAAUGCAUUCAGCCUCCAGACAUGCAGCACAGAGAAAACAGUUCACUGAAAAUCCAAAAGUCUUAUGGAUGUUGCUGACUACAAUGCUGAACUAGCAUCAUUCUAACAGAUGUAUUAAGCAAAUUUAUACACCAAUACAUUUUCAAAUAAAAAGAAGAAGAAAUGAAGAAAUG
Molecule: messenger RNA, 1014 nt
Organism: Labeo rohita (rohu)
Lineage: Eukaryota; Metazoa; Chordata; Actinopteri; Cypriniformes; Cyprinidae
Product: high choriolytic enzyme 1-like
Exons: 9
Coding region: 19-804 (261 amino acids)
Biological process (GO): proteolysis
Molecular function (GO): metalloendopeptidase activity; zinc ion binding
Source: RefSeq, a predicted model, not a curated record